Molecule: messenger RNA, 593 nt
Organism: Dendronephthya gigantea
Lineage: Eukaryota; Metazoa; Cnidaria; Anthozoa; Malacalcyonacea; Nephtheidae
Product: proteasome assembly chaperone 3-like
Exons: 4
Coding region: 33-416 (127 amino acids)
Biological process (GO): proteasome assembly
Source: RefSeq, a predicted model, not a curated record
GACAGCGCAAGAAGAAUGGCACUAGGGGAAAUAUGGCGGACGAUUUUAAAAAGCCACUGAUUUCAACAAAACAGGUAUCGUGUAAAAUCAAUGAUAUUUCAACGGAGAUUGUUUGCUCAGAUUUCGGGGACAAAUACUUAGUUCUUAUUACACAGUAUGGUAAAAUGGGAACAUUGGUACAGAUUGGUAAAGAAUCUCACAUGAUUAACAAUGGGGAUACCGAAAAUAUUGAUAUUAAAGUUUUGUUAGGAAAAGAUGAGCCCCUAACCUAUGUGUAUGCAAAGCAGAUUGGAAGUUCACUCUUUGGGCGUGGAAUGAUAAGACCUAUUUUGUUGGGUAUUGCAUUUAAAGAUCAAACACCAGAAACCUUAAAACAAGUUGUUCAAUAUAUCGGAGAAAGUGAUAUCUUCUUGUAAAUAAAAUCAUCAUGAUGGACUAAGUAAGAUCUGGAUUACCAAAUACCUAAUACAAUCUCUUUUCUGGAACAUUAUGCUUUCAAUGUCAAGCUUAAAAGACAUCAUUUAUACUGGAAAAGUGGAAAACUGGAGAAGAGUAUUGCACAAGCUUUGUGUUGAAUAGCAAAAGAAGAAAAG